AUGCAGCCAGAUCUGAGGCGGGGAUGUAGACCCUUAACUACAUUUGAGUCUCUAGCCACGUCUAGAACCUUACAAAAGAAACACAUAACCACUUUCUAUAACUUAUUACAAGCACAAGACAACGAACAAAUUCCGACAUACACCAAAGCGUGGGAGAACGACUUGGGGAUUACUUUAACCCAGUCAGAGUGGGGCAAAAUAUUCACCAACAUUUCUAAGUCCUCCAUCAAUACUACUAUACAAGAGAGCAACUAUAAACGAAUCUCUAGAUGGCACCUAGCCCCGACCAGAUCCUAUAGAUUUUCCCCCAACACCUCCAGAGUUUGUUGGAGAUGCACAACCGAAAUAGGAUCUCCGGGUCAUCUAUGGUGGACGUGCAUCAUUAUACAAAACUAUUGGGAAAAAAUAUGCUCCCUCAUCAAUAUCAUCACGGGCUAUGAGUUACCCACCUCACCUGAAACUCUUGUUUUUAUGCUCUAUCCCUCUCCACUAGCGAAAUCCACUCGAGUUUUAAUAAACCACAUGCUCACAGCGGCAAAUGGUUUAAUCCCUACCAAAUGGAAACAGAGUAACCCUCCAACUAUUAGAGAAUGGUUAGCAAAGGUAGAAGCCAUACGACAAAUGGAAGAACUCUCCCACUCCUUAAAUGGCACAUAUGAUAAAUAUGUUUUUGCAUGGUCACCAUGGGAUAAAUUUAUCAAAGAUUACAAACCAGAUAAUAUGUCCACGCCUACAUAG
Molecule: messenger RNA, 738 nt
Organism: Pelobates cultripes (western spadefoot toad)
Lineage: Eukaryota; Metazoa; Chordata; Amphibia; Anura; Pelobatidae
Source: the annotation of a GenBank genome assembly